AUGUCAGGGCCAUAUAAAUCAUAUUCGACAAACAUGGCUCAGCCAACGUUUUAUCCCAAUAAGACACACAGUUACACGCAGCAAUAUAUUCCGCAGCUGUCCCCGUCAUUCGAGCGGCAAGUGAGCUUCACGGGGAACUAUUUUCCCUUCUUGGAUAUUUCUACCCGGAGAUCGGCACACCAGAAUUUCAGCGCCACGCAAACUUCAAGGCAAACUUCUUGCAUCGAAGAUACAAGGCCCUCUGCGUCCCAUCAGACAACACAGAUUCCAGAAUAUCUUCUCCAGCCAAUUUAUCCAUGGAUGAAAUCUAAGAAAGGCGGAAAGGCUGCAUUUGGAUUCGGUAUGCUAACCCCUUUGAUAACCUUCUUUUUUUGGUGCGAACGUUUGUCCGCAAAUGUUUAGCGCGACUCGGCAGCUUAAAGUGUUUUGCUGGUUAAACACUAUCGCAACAGGUUAAUCCCUCUCUUUUUUUUAAUUCGGCUGUGCACGAUUGAGUGACAUUUUGGAGAUUUUAGUUAACCUUGUUGCGACCAUUUGUUAUCGUUGAGAAGUUUUUCUGUCAGAAGGGCGGGGGGUUUGGAGAGUGACUUGUCUACUACUGUGAUUAAUGGAGCAGCCCUCUUUAGCAUUGCAUUUCUUCGGGUAAGAAUAGAUGCAUGUUCAACAAAAGAUCAUGUUUUGUCAUUCAAUCGCAAAGUGCAAUAUUUUUAGUUUGCAAACAUAUUGUUGAUAGUGCGCGGAACCUGGAACGCUGCUAUUGGCGAAAAGGUUGUUUGGAUUUGAAAAGGCCUGCCAAUAAGGCGAGUUCUGUUUAUGCAAAGUCCAUCAUAAGAAUUUAAGCGACCGAAAUGAAAAGACUUCAGACCGCGAAACCAAAGCUUGAACCGUUGCCCAAGUCUGUCAAGAACCGACCCGGAAAAUGAUCACUUCAAAAAAAGUAAGACUUCAGUUUUAAAUCCGCUUCCCGAACUGGGUCCGUUUGUCGGUGUUCGCAGAGAUUUUCCUCUUCUAGGAUAGACAGUUUUAACAAUACCGCAGAUGAUCACGAACAUGUUUUAGUGAAGGGAAAAUAUGAGUCAAAAGGACCUUUGUUCUCUGUUAAUGUCUGAAAUGAUAACUUUUUUACAAUACACAGGGCAGAAACAAGCCAAAAGACAUCGGACAAGCUACACAAACAAACAGCUUUUAGAGCUGGAAAAAGAGUUCCAUUUUAACAAGUACCUGUGCAGUUCUCGAAGGAGCGAGAUUGCGAAGACUCUUAGUCUUUCUGAACGGCAAGUCAAGAUCUGGUUCCAAAACCGCCGGAUGAAAUGGAAAAAGGAUGAGAAACUGAGCGAUUCUUCGGGGAACACUAAAGAACAUUUCAAUGAUGUGCGAGGAACGCACGAAUGCGGUCAUCUUCACAUGGCGUGUUCCCCGCUUUGUCAUUCUCCACCAAUGCACCAAACAGGACACAAGGAAAGCGUCCACUUGUAG
Molecule: messenger RNA, 1476 nt
Organism: Porites lobata
Lineage: Eukaryota; Metazoa; Cnidaria; Anthozoa; Scleractinia; Poritidae
Source: the annotation of a GenBank genome assembly